AAUUAUCAAAUUCUCAAUCAUCCAAUCCAAUUCUCAACACUAAAAUCCGGUACUAAUUUCCACUACCGCCCAAAAGCUCCGAACCUUCUUCUCUUAUUAGGGUUUUUGCGACCGCCGGAGAAAAAUGCUCGUCUCGGCGCUGGUGACGUCACUGGCCAUAAACUCCGGCCUGUGCGUUCUCUUCUUCACGCUCUACUCCAUCCUGAGAAAACAGCCGAGCAACUCCGAGGUCUACAUACCGCGAGUUUUGGCCGAAGGCGGGUACAAGAAGAGUAGCCAUUUCAAUCUAGAGAGGCUGAUUCCUUCUCCCGAUUGGCUCCGAAGGGCCUGGAAGCUCACCGAGGACGAUUUGCUCGAGGCGUCGGGUUUGGACGCCGUGGUUUUUAUGCGGCUCAUCAAUUUCAGCCUGAGAGUGUUUCUGUUCGCCGGAGUUAUUGGCGUUUUCGUGCUGCUUCCGGUGAACUGCUCCGGCGAUGCGCUCGAGUACGUUGACUUCGCCGAUCUGUCUAAUAACUCAUUGGAUGUGUUCAGUAUUUCAAAUGUUGCUAGCGGCUCAAGCUUGUUAUGGAUUCACUUUUCGGCAGUGUACCUUGUCACCAUCUUUAUCUGCUGUCUACUCUAUUAUGAAUAUAGAUAUAUCUGUGAAAAGAGGACCAGUUAUUUUCUUGCAUCCAAGCCACAACCACAUCAGUUCACCAUCCUAGUUCGCAGCAUUCCUGUUCCUGUAGGGAGCAGCGUCAGUGAUAGUGUUGAGAGAUUCUUUAGCGAGUAUCAUCCUUCUACAUAUCUGUCACAUAGUGUUGUUCGUCGAACAAACAAACUUCAGAAUCUCAUUAGUGAUGCAAAAAAAUUGUAUAGCAGACUCGUUCACUUGAAGUCAGAUCCCAAUAAGCAAAAGUAUAAACGUUCCGGUACUUUUGGGUUGUUCGGACCCAAGGUUAAUCUACAAGAUCAUUACAAAAAGACGCUUGAGGACAUAGAGGAGAAUGUGAGAUUGGAGCAAUCAGAGGUUUCGUUAGCAGGAGAAGAAGUUCGAGCUGCGUUUGUGUCCUUCAAGUCUCGGUAUGGUGCCGCAAUUGCUUUCCACUUGCAACAAUCAACCAAUCCUACGCGAUGGGUCACAGAGCAAGCUCCUGAACCACAUGAUGUUUACUGGCCCUUCUUUUCCUCAUCAUUCAUUCGAAGAUGGAUAUCUAAGCUGGUGGUUAUAAUUGCUUGCAUUCUUCUUACAAUUCUAUUCCUCAUUCCUGUUGUACUUGUUCAAGGUCUCACUAACUUAAGCCAGUUGGAAAUCUACUUUCCCUUCCUCACGAGCAUUCUAACCAUAACAUUUGUCAGUGAAGUCAUUACAGGAUACCUUCCCAGUCUCAUUCUUCUGUUAUUUCUGAAAAUGGUGCCUCCUGUCAUGGAGGGUUUUUCAUCCAUUCAAGGCUAUAUUUCUAAUAGUGCAAUACAAAAGAGUGCGUGUUCAAAAGUACUUUGGUUCACAGUAUGGAACAUUUUUUUUGCUACUGUAUUUUCUGGAUCCGUAUUCUACAAGAUUUCCAUCUUUCUUGAUCCUAAGAACAUUCCUGCAAAGCUAGCUUCUGCUGUUCCUGCACAGGCGUCCUUUUUCAUUGCAUACGUUGUCACAUCAGGAUGGACGAGUACUUCAUCAGAACUCUUUCGCAUAAUUCCUUUACUUUGGAGUCUAAUGAAAAGACCUUUUACUGACAGUAAAGAUGAUGAACUUGAAGUUCCAGCCAUUCCUUACCAUAGUCACAUGCCAAGAAUUCUCUUUUUUGUACUUCUUGGUAUCACAUACUUCUUUCUAGCUCCACUAAUUCUGCCCUUCCUAUUGGUGUACCUCUGUCUUGGAUACAUAAUCUAUCGUAAUCAGUUCAUAAAUGUAUAUGCGCCUCGGUAUGAAACUGCAGGGAAGUUCUGGCCAAUCGCUCACAAUUCAGUUAUAUUUUCUCUGGUACUUAUGCACGCUAUUGCAGUUGGAGUCUUUACACUGAAGAGUAUCCCUGUAGCAUCAACCCUAACUUUCCCUCUUCCUGUGUUCACACUUCUUUUUAAUGAGUACUGCCGGAAACGCUUCCUGCCCAAUUUUAUUGCCUAUCCUGCUGAGAGUUUGUUAAAAAAGGACAGGCAAGAUGAGAAUGAUCCUACUAUGCCUGAAUUUUACAGUAAAUUGGUUGGUGUCUAUCAAGACCCGGCUUUGAUGCCUAUCAAUUUUUCUGCGAACGGUGACAGACUCAACAGCCCUCUUCUAUCUGCUUCUUCUUCAAGUCAUUCAUGAGGUUGAGGUAUGGUUGUAAUCUCUUGAUGACAUAUAGAUGGUGGUUUUAGUGUAGGUGCCAUACGUUGUCUACUGUCAGUUUGGUGUGAUACCUUAUUCUUUUUCCCUGUAAAAUAAAACUGUUAUCAAAAGAUCAUUCCCCAUCAUGAUCGAUGCGUUGUUCUC
This is a messenger RNA of Rosa chinensis, 2449 nucleotides long. RefSeq names its product CSC1-like protein At1g69450. Gene Ontology annotation, molecular function: calcium-activated cation channel activity. Lineage: Eukaryota; Viridiplantae; Streptophyta; Magnoliopsida; Rosales; Rosaceae. The transcript is spliced from 9 exons. The coding region runs from base 125 to 2284 and encodes 719 amino acids. The record is from RefSeq and is a predicted model, not a curated record. Gene Ontology annotation, cellular component: plasma membrane.